AUGGCGGCACUCCCGGUUCUUUUAGUUGGAGCAGGAGCUCUUGUUGGUGGUAAGCUUGUAUGGGGGAUGUUUCGAAAAAGUCCAGAUCCUACGCCAUACGACGUGAUUGUUCGGAUCAAUAGCCUCGAAGAACUCUCAACAACUGGCUGGGAGAUUGUACUUGGUCAGAAUGUAGACGAUGCUACAUCACAAAAUCCUAAUAUGGGAGAUAGUCGUGGGGUCGUUAUUGCUGUUCUUGGUUCAUAUAAUCGUGGAAAGACUUUCUUGUUGAAUUUGCUUUGUAAUACGCGGCUUCCUAAUGGCAAUUUAGUACAUACAGAAGGUUUAUCAAUAACAGCAGGAAGAAAAGAUGCAGAGCAUACAAUUUUUAUCGAUACUGCUGGCAGCGAUACAGCCAUACCCACAGAUAAACUCGACGAUAGAAAAGCGACUGAAGCCCUUCUAAAAGAAAUCGCCCUUCAUUUAUGUUCGUUUAUUAUCAUUGUAGUGAAUCGCUUACGUGGAUCAGAUCAAUCGUAUAUUCGAGGAGUUUUAAAUCAUUCUGAAGAAUUGGAUUCUAAUAAACGUGUUUUUAUCGUUCAUAACUUGAUGGAUGUCAUAACAGUGGAAGAUGCGGAGAAGAUCAUUAAAAGCGAAAUUGAAUUGAUUUUUGGCGCGAAAGCUGACACAUUUAAUGUGGGACGCGGCAAAAAUUCUACGAAUGUUAAGUAUUAUAGUUCCAAAAAAAAUGGUAAAGAAAUUCGUCAUUUUAUUUUUGCAAAAGACGGCUCUCCUGCAGCGAAAAUAUGGAACCAGCAAACAACUAUUGGUAUAAUCAAUAGCUUUUCAGAAGCUACUACAUCGAGACGAAGUCUCGAUGUUCUCAAUGAGACAAUAAACUUCGUUAACACAAGACUUCCACAAUUAGUUGCGAGCAAUUAUAAGAAGAAGAAUAAUUUGGAAGAGCCUGUUGAACAAUUUAAGAUAGAAAAACAUGCUAAGAAACCAUAUAUCGUUCUAUCUCACCGAAAAAAUAUGGAAGAUCUUACGAAUAACCCUUAUAAAUUUGAGUUGUCACAAAAAAUUCUCUACGAUGAUGCAGGUUAUUUCCAAGGUAUUAAUUCCAUGACUAAUGAUGAAUGGCAGCCUAAUUUCAAUUUGUACGAAGGUCCUGAUGAAAUUGUUAUUUUCAUUGAGCUUGCAGGUUUCAAACAAGGCAGUGCACGCAUCGAAAUAGGUGAAGAAUCGAUCAUUGUUAAAGGUAGUCGGGCUGAUUUGAAAGAAUUAUUAAAUGAUCCACUUCAUCCAACUAUCAAACAAGAGAAAAUUCCUACUGGAGAUUUCAAAUUACAGAUACCAUUGGGCUGUAGGAUUGAUCAGGAAAAAACUAAACUGGAUCGCGCUGAAGGCUUGUACAAGGUUACAUGCCAGAAAAAGAAAAUUGGUAUGGUGGUCCUCGAGUGA
Messenger RNA from Rotaria sp. Silwood2, 1443 nucleotides. NCBI's taxonomy places the organism in Eukaryota, Metazoa, Rotifera, Eurotatoria, Philodinida, Philodinidae. The record is from the annotation of a GenBank genome assembly.